Molecule: messenger RNA, 462 nt
Organism: Acanthosepion pharaonis
Lineage: Eukaryota; Metazoa; Mollusca; Cephalopoda; Sepiida; Sepiidae
Source: the annotation of a GenBank genome assembly
AUGAGCCACGGUUUUUGUUUGUCUUUCUUUCUCAGUAAGCCCCCCUCCUCAAAUGUUGACUGUUACUCUUUCUUUAUCGUUUUUUCUCUUUUGUUAUCUUAUGCUGUCCAUGUUUUGUGUUCACUCAUGGCUAGGCUGAAACGACGGUGUCCAUUAUUCUUCUUCCUUCUUUAUUUCUUUCGUUUUUUGUUUUUUUUCCUGAGUCGUCUUUCCUUCCUCUCUUUAAGAAGAGUUCUACCAAACCAAACCAGACCCCAACCUGCUUGGCUGGCUGACUUGACUGGCUCUGUAGUUACGAUGAUGACGACGAUUCCAACCUUGGCUAUCUUCUUUAAUUCCUUAAAAUCUAUUUUCUUUCCUUCAUUUAUUCUUCUUUGUUUAAUCCGCCUUUUUUUUUUCUUUAAUUCUUUCUAUGACCCUUUCGUUUAUUUCCUCCCUUCCUUCCUUACAUUUCUUUCUUGA